AUGUACGACAGUCACGAAGAUGUUGAUUAUGAUUCUGAAAAGAACUCUAAAGAGAGGGAGCAGAAGCUGAAGUCAAAUCCAGAUAUUGAUAGAGGAUGGGCUUGGAUGAUAGUCUUUUCUUCUUUCCUGGUGCAUAUACUCAUCAUGGGAUCACAAAUGGCUCUUGGAAUUCUCAACAUGGAAUGGCUUGAAGAGUUCAGUCAAAGUCGAGGGCUGACAGCCUGGGUCAGCUCCCUCAAUAUGGGUAUUACUCUGAUUGUAGGUCCCUUUAUCGGUUUGUUUAUUAACACCUGUGGAUGUCGGAAGACAGCAAUAACUGGAGGAAUCUUAAAUGCCCUGGGAUGGAUAUUAAGUUCCUAUGCUUCAAAUGUACAUUACCUCUUCAUUACAUUUGGAAUUAUAACUGGUAUUGGAAGUGGGAUGGUAUACCUGCCUGCUGUAGUCAUGGUGGGAGAAUAUUUUCAAAAGAGAAGGGCUCUUGCCCAGGGACUCAGCACAACUGGAACAGGCUUUGGUGCUUUCCUGAUGACAGCUUUGUUGAAAUAUCUUUGUUUGGAGUUUGGCUGGAGGAAUGCCGUGUUCAUUCAUGGUGCAGUCUGUCUAAACUUGUGUGUUUGUGGAGCACUUCUGAGACCAAUUCAUCACAAGAAGGAAGCUACUGAGCAAAGCAAGGAUGGAAACAAGAAUCAAAGCAAUAGUCCAACAAAAAUUCUCUCCUGCUCUGCCGAAGUGCUAACAUCCAAUUGUGUUUUAAGGGAAGUGAAGAAAGAGGCAAAGGGAGGACAGGGUGCAAAAGAAAAGACUGCCAAAAUUUCAGCCUUGGAAAAUAAAGAUGGAAUCAGAGACCAAAAGGAAAUCUAUACUCUUGGUAUUCUGAAGCGAGUAGGCCAGCUGACGGUCACAAGCCAGAAAGGCUUCAGGACCUGGUAUUCUAGUUACUUUGGAACUGCUUCUCUCUUCACCAACAGAACAUUUGCAGCUUUUGUAUUUUGGGCUUUAUUUGCCUAUAGCACUUUUGUGAUCCCUUUCAUCCAUCUCCCUGAAAUAGUGAAACAGUACAGGUUAUCAGCACAGAAUGAUAUCUUUCCUUUGACCUCAAUUAUUGCAAUUGUUCACAUUUUGGGGAAGGUCAUCCUUGGCAUAAUCUCUGAUUUGCCUUGCAUCAGUGCUUGGAAUGUCUUCAUGGCAGCUAAUUUUACUCUUGUCUGUUGCAUUUUUAUUUUGCCAUUAAUGCAUACAUUUGCUAGCCUAGCGGUGGUUUGUGCCCUAAUAGGAUUUUCUAGUGGAUAUUUUUCACUUAUGCCUGUUGUCACUGAAGAUCUAGUAGGGAUUAAGCAUCUUGCAAAUGCCUACGGAAUCAUCAUUUGCGCCAAUGGGAUAUCAGCACUCUUGGGACCACCAUUUGCAGGAUGGAUUUAUGAUCUCACACAAAAAUAUGACUUUUCUUUCUACAUAUGUGGCUUCCUUUAUAUGGUGGGAAUACUUACUUUGCUCAUUCAGCCUUAUAUGGACAAGGAAAAGCCAUCAUCAGGAAAAAAUAUAGAAAAUGAAAAUAUUUAGAACCAUUCAUGUUUUUAUGGAAGAAAACUUGCAUUUCUGAAGGAAGUAUCAAAUUAUAUAUCUGAUGGA
This is a messenger RNA of Protobothrops mucrosquamatus (brown spotted pit viper), 1629 nucleotides long. RefSeq names its product solute carrier family 16 member 14 (gene SLC16A14). The record is from RefSeq and is a predicted model, not a curated record. The coding region runs from base 1 to 1560 and encodes 519 amino acids. NCBI's taxonomy places the organism in Eukaryota, Metazoa, Chordata, Lepidosauria, Squamata, Viperidae. The transcript is spliced from 4 exons. Gene Ontology annotation, biological process: transmembrane transport; monocarboxylic acid transport. Gene Ontology annotation, molecular function: monocarboxylic acid transmembrane transporter activity.